AUGUCGGCCGGGUGGCCCACGCCAGAGCAGGACAGCCCAAUCAAGUCUCCCCCAACCUCCCAGUCACGCCAACCACAGCGCGUGCUUGCAUGCGUGCUCUGUCAGCAGCGCAAGAUCAAGUGCAACCGCAAGUUUCCCUGCUCCAAUUGCAUCCGGUCCAAGGCGUCGUGUGUGCCGGCCACCCUGAACCCGCACCGAAGAAAGCGUAGGUUCCCCGAACGGGAGCUGUUGGAUCGUGUCAGCAAGUACGAGGACCUGCUCCGCCAGCACAAUGUUGCAUUCGAGCCGCUCCAUCAGCAGGAGAAUGCGUCUCCCAGCGUCGAGGGAACCAGCCAUGCGGACGAGAAGAUGGCCGAAGCUGCGGGCGUAGAGCAGUCGUCAACCCCUAAGCCCGAACAAGUAUACGAGGCCAAGAACUUCUGGCACACCAUGAGCCAAGGGUUCCGGAACCCCGACAGUGACUGUGAUUCCUCGCAGGAUGAUGUGCGUGAGGGCCUGGUGAGGACCGCGUGGGAUACCUUGUACACAAACAAAGACCACCUCCUGCUGGGCUCCCGCAAGACCCCCGUCGACAUCUCCACUCUGCACCCCGAUCCGGUUCAGAUAUUCCGGCUCUGGCAGAUCUAUCUGGACAACGUCAACCCUUUGCUCAAAGUCACGCACGCUCCCAGCUUGCAAGGACGCAUCAUCGAAGCCGCCAGCAAUGUUUCGCGCGCCAGCCCCGCCCUGGAGGCACUCAUGUUCGGCAUCUACUGCGUCUCUGUCCAAAGUCUGGCCGAGGACGACUGCCAGACCAUGUUCGGCGCCUCAAAGGAGCAUCUGCUGACGGCCCAUCACUUCGGCUGCGAGCAAGCGCUGCUGAACUGCGGCUUUCUACGCACCGGGAGUCGCGACUGUCUGACCGCAUUGUUCCUCUACCUUGUCUCGGUUGGCCCCAAGACCGACCCGCGAUCGCUCUCUUCAAUGCUUGGCGUGGCGGUCCGGAUCGCCCAACGCAUGAACAUCGACAGCGAGUCGGCCAAUGCCAGGUGCGCUCCCCUCGAGGCAGAGACGCGCCGCAGGCUUUGGUGGGCCCUCGUCCUCUUCGACACCCGCAUAGGCGAGCUGGCCAAUUACAAAUCCGUGACUCUGGCGCCGACCUGGGACUGCAAGGCCCCUCUCAACGUGAACGACUCGGAUCUCUGGGCCGAGAUGAGGGCGCCGCCGCUUCCUCAGGCACAAUGCACCGACUCCGUCUUUGCCGUAGUGCGUAGUGAGCUGGGCGAGUACCUCCGCCACGCUGCUGUUCACCUUGACUUCACCACCCCGGCUUUGAAGCCCAGUGCCAACGACGCCGAAACCGAGGGCGGUCUGGACGGCCUCGAGCGGAGAAUCAACGACAAGUACCUCCGUUUCUGCGACCCCGAAAACCCCCUCCACUACAUGACCAUCUGGACCGCCCGAUCGUUCCUCGUCCGAUACCGGCUCGUCGAGCACAACUCGAGCCACUCGACUUCUUCGGCGCAGCUGACCGAGGCACAACGCAACGCCGCCCUCUCCUACGCCCUCGCCAUGCUCGACUCCGACACCAACAUCAUGACCUCCCCGCUUACCAAGGGCUACCGCUGGCUCUUCCAGUUCCACUUCCCCUUCCCCGCAUACGUCCACAUCGUCCAGGAACUCAAGCGACGGCCCGGUUGCGAGCUCGCCGACCACGCGUGGCACGUCAUGAGCGCCCACUUCGACUCGCGCUUCUCCUUCUCCCCCAUGGCGGCCGAGGAGAACCCUUUGUUCGACGUCUUCGCCGGCAUGGUCUUGCAGGCGUGGGAGCCACGCGAGGCGGCGCUGAGGGAAUCUCAAUCCGGGCAGCAGCCGGUGCCGACACCGCCGAGGAUCGUCGAGUGCUUCAGGCAGAAGAUGGCGGAAAGGGCGAACAAGGUGGUGCCAGAUGUGGAGCAGACGCGCAACCAGGCUUCGGACAUGGACAUGGGUGGCUUGAUGCCCACCGGCUUUGGUGGCCACGGCGGGCUGCUUUACGGUAUGGAAGGGCAAGGUGGUUUUGCGGAAAUGGGGCUGGGCGGUUUCAGCAACCCCGGCCUGCCUGGACAGCUCCCGUUGGAUAUGGGUAUGAAUCUCAACCAGUUGAACUGGGCUGCCAUGGAUUGGGGGUUUGGUAAUCACCGCGGGAUGUGA
This is a messenger RNA of Diplodia corticola, 2172 nucleotides long. RefSeq names its product c6 transcription. Gene Ontology annotation, molecular function: DNA binding; zinc ion binding; DNA-binding transcription factor activity, RNA polymerase II-specific. Lineage: Eukaryota; Fungi; Ascomycota; Dothideomycetes; Botryosphaeriales; Botryosphaeriaceae. The coding region runs from base 1 to 2172 and encodes 723 amino acids. The record is from RefSeq and is a predicted model, not a curated record. The transcript is spliced from 3 exons. Gene Ontology annotation, biological process: regulation of DNA-templated transcription; DNA-templated transcription.